Ustilago hordei is the source of this 948-nucleotide messenger RNA. RefSeq lists its product as uncharacterized. The transcript has a single exon. Gene Ontology annotation, molecular function: nucleic acid binding. The record is from RefSeq and is a predicted model, not a curated record. Lineage: Eukaryota; Fungi; Basidiomycota; Ustilaginomycetes; Ustilaginales; Ustilaginaceae. The coding region runs from base 1 to 948 and encodes 315 amino acids.
AUGGCGUACAUUAAAAGCAUGGUAAGUAAAUGGUUGGAAAGGCCAAACAAAAGGUCAUGGAUACCGAUGCAAAGCAUUGCAAACACUGUUGGAGGAAGCAAAUGUACUCCAGAGCAAGCUAAACGAUAUCAGGAGUUGGUGGGUCAAUUGCUAUGGGUGUCCAACACAGUAUGGCCAGACAUCUCAUUCACAGUUGGAGUCCUAGCACAACAUAUGUCAGAACCAAAUGAUAGCGCAUGGCAAGCGGGGAUACAUCUGCUGAAGUACCUGAACCAAAUGAGCGAAUAUUGCCUGGAGCUUGGAGGAAUGCAUAGGAAGCAUGUGAAACAGCCAGUGGUCAUGUAUACCGAUGCAAAUUGGGCUUUGGACCCUACCAAUGGACGAAGGAGUAUGUCUGGGGCAGUCACAUAUGUAUAUGGAUGUCCAGUCAGUUGGAAAUCGCAUGUACAGAAGUGCAUAGCAUUGUCAGCAGUGGAGGCAGAACUAGUCGCUGCAUUGGAGGCAGUGAGAGAAGCCCUUUUCUUCUUGUAUUUACUCAGGGAUUUAGGGAUCACAGAAGUCGAACCAGUCUUGUACACUGACAGUCAAGGAUGUAUACAGGUCAGCAAGGAUCUGGCCAAGCAUUGGAAACUUAAACACAUCAACACUAGGUAUUACUUUGUUAGGGACCAUGUGCAAGAUGGCGACAUAUCGAUUGAGUAUGUUGAAACAGCCAGUAAUGUGGCUGACAUACUUACAAAGCCUCUCAAGGGAUUCAACACAACAAGGAUAUCAAGGAUGAUAGGAUUGGGCAUGCCAUUGUGGGGGGGAGUUGAAGAUGCACCAGCAUCACCAGCGCGCGACACAGUAAAAGGGAACACACAGGAUUGGGGAAUUGGAAAGGUAUUGGGUGAUGAGGAAGACAAACAGAACAUGAAGCUAGUGGGAGCUAACACAGCCUAUGCAUGA